AUAAAUGCUAAAUUAUUUUAGAAUGAAUUAUUUUAUACUACAUAACAAGUUUUUCAUGAACACUUGUUCCGCCGCCAUCAGCAGCUAAUGAAUAUCGGCAUGGAAACCCGAUCCGGUCAUUGUGUGAUUCCAUCAAUCGAGCGGGCGGGGGUUUUCACUCUGUAAGAGUCUGUAAGAGGUUAAGCAAUGGCAGGAGAUGGAAUCUUAGGAGUGAAAGGCGUCCAGGGAAAGAGAUCAGAGCGAAGCAUUGACGCAGAGAGGAAAAAGCGCGUCCAAAGGAAAGAGAAAUGGCUUGUGGCGAUGGGAGUGGUUUUACACGCAAUUUACAUGCUCAGCAUCUUCGACAUUUACUUCAAAACUCCUAUCGUCCACGGCAUGGAUCCCGUCGCUCCUCGCUACUCUGCACCGGCAAAGCGUCUUGUUCUUUUAAUUGCUGAUGGGUUACGGGCAGAUAAAUUUUUUGAGCCUGAUUCAGAUGGGAAGUAUAGAGCGCCAUUCUUGAGGAGUGUGAUUAAAGAGCAUGGGCGGUGGGGAGUAUCCCAUGCUCGGCCUCCAACAGAAUCUAGGCCUGGGCAUGUUGCUAUCAUUGCUGGAUUCUAUGAGGAUCCAAGUGCUGUCACAAAAGGUUGGAAGGCAAAUCCUGUAGAGUUUGAUUCAGUUUUUAAUAGAAGCCGGCACACAUUUGCCUUUGGCAGUCCCGACAUUGUUCCCAUUUUCUGUGGUGCCUUGCCACAUACCACUUGGAAUUGUUACCCCCAUGAGUAUGAAGAUUUUGCUACUGAUGCUUCUUUUUUGGAUGAAUGGUCAUUUGAUCAAUUUCAAAGCCUAUUGAAUAGGUCCAAUGAAGAUGCAGAAUUAAAGAAGCUUCUUCAACAAGAUAAGCUUGUUAUAUUCCUACACCUGCUUGGUUGUGAUUCCAAUGGUCAUGCACAUCGACCAUAUUCAUCCAUAUAUCUCAAUAAUGUUAAAGUUGUUGACAGUAUUGCUGAAAGAGUGUACAAUCUUGUUCAAAGUUACUUCAAGGACAACUCAACAGCAUAUAUAUUUACCGCUGAUCAUGGGAUGAGUGAUAAAGGGAGCCAUGGAGAUGGACAUCCUUCAAACACUGAUACUCCACUUGUUGCUUGGGGUGCUGGAAUUGGUCAUCCCAUGCUUGACUCCCACAAUAGCCAUCCCGAUAAAUCUAUUCGAUUUGUUGAUGAGCAUUUGCAUGACACACCAACACCAUUAGAAUGGGGACUCAAGGACAUAUUGAGGACGGAUGUUAAUCAAGCUGACAUUGCACCACUUAUGUCAACUCUUCUAGGUUUGCCGUGUCCUGUUAACUCUGUAGGCAAUUUGCCUCUUGAUUACAUCGAGCUUGAUGAGGGGGGUAAAGUUGAAGCAGUGUUAUCCAAUACAAAACAAAUUCUCAACCAGUUCCUGUGCAAGUCUGAAUUAAAACGCACGCAUUCUCUUCGCUUCAAGCCUUUUAAACCUCUCUCCAAUCAUUCGCUAGUACUUGAUGAGAUUGAACAUUUGAUAUCUAUCAAAGAUUAUAAAGCUGCAAUGAAGCUAUUGGAAGAUCUUAGGAGCUUGGCUCUUAGUGGACUGAACUACUUUCAGACUUAUGAUUGGUUGAUGCUGCUGACUGUAAUUACUGUUGGUUAUAUCGGUUGGAUGGUCUACAUUUUACUCCAUGUUUUGGAGUGUUAUACCUCCUUACCUGAAAAGCUUUCCAGGACAGUACACUUGUUUCACCUUAGGAAGAAUAGCCCAAAGGCGAAUCUUUGUGGAGGGCUGCUAAUGGGAGCUUUUUGUGUUAUUCUGCUCUAUGAGCACUCACCCCCCCUGUAUCAUGCGUAUAUUGCAAUGACAUUAUUUCUUUGGACACAAAUAUUAAGCGAGUACCAGUUUCUUCUAGCACUCUGGCGGUACCUGUGUAACAGGAAAUUUAGUUACUUUUUGAAGCUUACUGCAAUAUUUAUUUUUGCUAUCACCAUUCUUGAACUCCUGGUGAUAAGCUUUACUGAGAGAAAAAUCUAUACAUGGUGUUUUGUAACUUUUGGGGUUACAUCUUCUAUAUAUUUAUUCAAGUUAAUGCCACUGAGAUCUGGAGUGCCCAUCUUUUUGUGUGCUGCAUGCUGGUUUCUUUCCAUAUUUACUCUCAUGCCACCUGAAAUUCCUGAAAAUACUGUACUGGUGUAAGUCAUUCCAUAGAAUUCCUUUCCCUUGUGGGAUUUUUCUUAUGUACGUUCCCUUUGUUAAAAUCAUGUUGAUUUGGCUUGUUUUGGUAGUAUUUUAAAGAUGGUGUUUUCUUUCUUUUGUUUGUAAUUAUUUUCCAUAAAAGUGACAUAUUCUUGGUAGAAAUGCUUACUGAUAAACUGCAUCACAAUUU
Cuscuta campestris is the source of this 2377-nucleotide messenger RNA. The record is from the annotation of a GenBank genome assembly. NCBI's taxonomy places the organism in Eukaryota, Viridiplantae, Streptophyta, Magnoliopsida, Solanales, Convolvulaceae.